CCGAAGUUCUUCCCUCAGUGGUGCGAGACGCGAGGGCGGCUCGGCGACCCGUCGCUCGGCUCAGGGAUCCGGGCCCUGCCGGUGGAGAAGGCGAAGGCACCAUGCCUGCCCUCAGACCUCUCGUGAAACCUAAAAUCAUCAAGAAGAGGACCAAGAAGUUCAUCCGCCAUCAGUCCGAUCGCUAUGUCAAGAUCAAGCGCAACUGGCGUAAACCGAGAGGUAUUGAUAACAGAGUUCGCCGGCGGUUCAAGGGUCAGAUCCUGAUGCCCAACAUUGGCUAUGGCAGCAAUAAGAAGACAAAGCACAUGCUGCCCACGGGGUUCAGGAAGUUCCUGGUCCACAAUGUCAAGGAGCUGGAGGUGCUCAUGAUGAGCAACAAGUCAUACUGUGCAGAGAUUGCUCACAACGUGUCUUCCAAGAACCGGAAGGUAAUUGUGGAGAGAGCUGCUCAGCUCGCCAUCAAGAUCACCAAUCCUAACGCCAGACUGCGCAGCGAGGAGAAUGAAUAAACCAGUUUCUGCAUCUGAGAUGUAUUUAAUAAUAAAGUGUAAAAGCAAACUGAGGU
Messenger RNA from Haliaeetus leucocephalus (bald eagle), 565 nucleotides. RefSeq names its product ribosomal protein L32 (gene RPL32). The record is from RefSeq and is a predicted model, not a curated record. Gene Ontology annotation, biological process: translation. NCBI's taxonomy places the organism in Eukaryota, Metazoa, Chordata, Aves, Accipitriformes, Accipitridae. The transcript is spliced from 4 exons. Gene Ontology annotation, molecular function: structural constituent of ribosome. Bases 102 to 509 code for a protein of 135 amino acids. Gene Ontology annotation, cellular component: cytosolic large ribosomal subunit; ribosome.